Molecule: messenger RNA, 309 nt
Organism: Helobdella robusta
Lineage: Eukaryota; Metazoa; Annelida; Clitellata; Rhynchobdellida; Glossiphoniidae
Exons: 3
Coding region: 1-309 (102 amino acids)
Source: RefSeq, a predicted model, not a curated record
AUGAAAAGCAAUCAAGAAAAAAAGAUCAAGGAGGAGGAGGGCAAUAAUUUGAGGAUAGAUAUCACAAAGAUGAAGUGGACGAACACCAAACUUACUCAAAAAGUGAAAACUCUUGAAGAACAAAAAAACGUUCUCGUUAAACAGUUUGAUAUUCAAAAGGUUGAUUUGAGUUCUGCAGAGAAAGAAUUAGCUGAUUGCAGAGAUGAAACAGAAAAUAUGAAGAGGGAGCUAAACGAAUUUAUAAGAUCACGAGAUCUGAUGAACAAGGCAUAUUUUGUAUUUUUCAAAUAUCAUUUAAAUAUUUUUUAG